AAAGAGAAUGCCCCUUCUCUUUACCUUGACUUCACCUAUCUCGCAGAUUUGGAUUUCGCACAACAUCGCCAUUUCGUAGAAAAUGGCAGUGUUUAUACCCAGGGCCCCUUGCUGACAUAUUGCACCCUCAACCUCAACCAUAACAUUGAUCAACCUAAAACGAAAAUGUGACAUUUACUUAGCGAACUACUGUAAAGUGCGUAAGAGGGAAUGGGUUGCUGCGGCAUAGGCGUGUCAUGAGGAGGGCGGGAGACAGACACUGCGACACAGGUACUAUAGUGAGGAAAGAUAAAUAGUGUAAAGCCAUGGAAAAACAGAGUGUGCUAUUAAUAAGCAAGAGGAGGAGGCCUUACGAAGCGAUACAAGUUAAAGAAAGAAGAAGCAAGCAGCCGCGGGAACAUAGGCUGGGUGCUAGUCUAUAAUAGGGAGCCACAUGAAAACAGUAUUAAUUCAAAGCUGGAAACGGACAGAAAAAAUAAUUAAAGCACACAAAGGAAGGAAGAUCAAAGUGGAAAGACCUACUAAGUGAUACAAAGCCGCAGAGGUCUACAGAAGAAGAAGAAGAAGGAGGAGGAGGAGCUCUCCGUGCUGAACUGAGCCUAAAGAAGAAGAAGAAGCUCGGUGUUGGGGUGUUGAGCCUAAAUGCCCAAGGCUGAAUUUUCUUUUAUCUACACUGUGUCGGGGCUGCCAUUCCCUCCACGCUAUUCACCAGACCAUAAGCAUCGUGGGUGACAGGGGGCCACCACCAAGAAUCCUAUCAUAGUUUCUUUCAUUGUUUUGUUAACGGGGGACCCGCGGUGAUUUGUAAUGAAAAAUGGAUGAAGGAUUUAUCCAACUCAAAUGGAAUACUCAUCAGUUGGCUCUCCUGAACACACUCAGCACCCUACGAGAUAAGCAAGUGUACACAGAUGUAACACUGUCAUGUGGGGAUCAGUUUUAUCCUGCCCAUCGUUUGGUGCUAUCUGCCUGCAGUACCUUCUUUGCAAGAACCCUUGAAGUUGCCAACUGCAGGUCCCCUAUGCUGCUACUGCAUGGAAUUGAACAAUCUACCCUGGAACAGCUGUUGAUGUUUAUGUAUGAUGGACAGGUCACCAUUUCAAGAAAUGACUUGGCAAAUUUAGUGAAAGCUGCCCAGUGGCUUGGAGUAAAAGGGUUAGAUACAACCCAGGACAAACUCAGAACAAAUGAUUCUGCAAGUGAACACAUAGAUUCCACACAGGUCUUGGAAAGUUGGAAGAAUUAUCUAUCUUCUUUUAAUAAUACCAAUUUACAGCCAGAGAGCCUUGAAAAUGGAUUCAAAUUAUUCAAGAAUAUAACCAGCAUACUGCAAAGAGAUGAAGAUUCUUCUGGUCAGAGCUCUAAGUCAGAGAAUCAAUCAUCAGAACAGUCAAAUCAAGAGGCCAACACACAAGAUAUUCCUGAUUCAGACAGGAUAGGUUCUGCAGACAUUUCUGCCCAUGAUAAUUUCAUGAACAGCAGUUUUACUGCCCAGGAGUCAGAAGAUAGCAGCAGUAGUUAUUCCUUCAAGGGAUGGAAUAAUGAUGAAACUCUUCAAAAUUGUGAUUUAAAAAGUCCUAAUUUUACAACACAUGAUGAAGCUAUUGAAACUACAGAAGGUUUUUCAAACUCUGCAGAUGAAUCCACAGAAGUCAAUGCUAGUAAGGAAAACAGUGCUGAAGAGAACAAGAGAACCCUGAGGUGUAAACACUGCAGAAGGUCUUUCAAGAUACGUAAAGACCUUGCGUUGCAUCUUCGUACUCAUCAUGGUCAUGCUCAAAACUAUUGCUUCUCCUGCCGCUAUCAGUUUAACACUAAGAAAGAAUUUAAUACUCAUAUAAAAAUACAUAAGGCAGAAAAAAUACAUCCUUGUAGCAUGUGUGAAUUUGUCAGUCAUAGCUUCUAUGGCCUUAAGAAACAUCUUGCUGUGCAUCAGAGCACUUCCUCAAAGUCAGGUGUAGUAAUUCCCAAAGUAGAGCUCUUAGAUGUAUCAAAAGAAAACUCUGAAGAUCCUCCAAGUUCAAACUCCAGAUCAAAAAGACCUGCUUGUUCCACUUGUAUGGUGGUAUUUCGAAAUGAAUUUUACCUUCAAAGACAUAAGGAUAGAGGCUGUAAAGGAAUACCUAAAAGUAAAAAGGGUUACCAUUGUCCCAUGUGUAUGUAUAUAGGCAGUAGGCUGCGAAGUGUGGAGGACCACUUGGCUGGUCACACUGGUGAUUACCGCUUCCGCUGCUCCUACUGCCCUUACCAAUGCAGUAGAAAUAAUCUCCUUAAAGAACAUAUGAGUAAGAGACAUCCAGAAUUUAUUUAAAAGUAGCAAAAGAUUUUUGUUACAAAUAAUAUAUGUUUGUGUUGUCUAACUUACAGCAUUCAAUAUGCGCAUGCUGGGUUAUGGAAAGUACAAAACAAAAAUUGAGGCAAAAAAAAAUGAUGUCAAGAUGGACAUAAAUGCACAUAAUCUUAGGACAAGAAGUAUCACUGCAAGCCCCAAUGUAGAUGUCAAAGAAACAAAAUUUAGUGUUUUUAACUGCAUAGCCAUUUUUUUAAGAAAAUGUAUAUUUAAUCAUGUGACCUGUAGCACCUUAUAACUCUCCAUGUCGUUUAUUUAUAACCAGCUGGAAGUCAGAUGCCUGGAAAGCACUUCCAGUGAUUCAUAUUUUUUAAUUUUCUUUGGUAUCAUACCUAAAAAAUUUAUCGAUCUUUUUGAUUCCAAAUAAUUCUUUGCAGUCCCAUAAGACUUUCCAGCAUCAUACAUAUUAUGUACCAGAGAAUAGUUAAGUUGAAGGCAUAUCACAAUUAGUUUCAUUAUUCAGUAUGUUAUUAAAUACUUUUUCUUUAAAAACAGUCCAAAUAGUAUGUUUUUGAUUUUUUUGUGAUUCAUAUUCAUUAGCUGGUAUCAUAAGCACAGUGGUACCAUAACAGAGUUGAUCAGUAGUCAAUCUAGCUCCAGUUUUCUGAGCAGCCAGGUGCUGCAUGUUGCCAUUAUCAUGAAUUAGCUAUGUUCAGUAAUAGAAAAUUAAUUUGCAUUGCCUUUAGUUCUGUAACCUGAUUCUUGAAGAAAAGAUUAAAAUUUGUGUGUCCCUUAGUAUUCCCUUAGGUUUUUCCUCUUUUCUUCCCACUGAUCAGCAAAACUCCUUUGAAAGUUUUACACAGACAGUAUAGAGCUCCGUAGUCCAGUGGUUAGGAUGUUCGCCUCACAACUGAGAGGUCCAGGGUUCGAUUCCAGGUCAGAGAAUAAAUGGGUGGGCAGUCUAUUUUAAUUCAUACCCUCUGUCCACCCCAACCCAGCAGUGAAUGAGUAACAGACUGGGGUUGUAUCCUACCUCCUGGGUGUGCCUUGUAUUUUGACUUUAAUUACUGCCACAUGUUACUGAAACGCUGUAAGGGGUAUCAGCUUAUUUGAAAUGUUUUUUAAUUAGGGUUCAAGUUUAAAACCUCUUCCAUAAGUCAGUUUUAUUGCAUCUUCUAUUUCCAUUCUUUGUUCUCAAGAAGAGUGUUUUACAAUAUCCUGCCAUUUGUGUAGGUACUCUUUAUUUGCUUUUCCUUCAGCCAUUCUUGCAUAUAUUCUGUGCACAUUAAAUAUACCUUAUAUAAUAGUCUUAGUUUACUUUAAAUAUAAUACUAAAAAAAUCUUUUGUAAUAGUUAUUACCUGAUGUACCUCAUUUGAUCCACCCACUUUGCAAAGAGAAACCAUUUAAUUUAAUUUUCUCAUUUUAAGUGAAUAAUGUAUAACCAGCAAUGUACCCCUUAGUCAUUUCUUACUGUCAGGAUAAGUACCUGGUAAAAUAUUUUAAUUUAAUUUUUUUCUGGUAGAAGGGUAACUUGGCUAAACUCAGGUUACAUGAGAGUAUCAGACAUGUUAUGACAAUAGUGCCAUAUGAUACAGAUGAAAAUGUCCAUGUCCAUGGAUAUGUUAUUGGGCAAAAUAAAGUUACCUCAUACAUUAAUUAUAAUCCUCGCAACUUGUUUCCUUCGUGCUAUUUUAUAAGCUUUCAUUUUGUUCUAGUAAAACAGAUUUCCUGUAAAAUGUCCUCUUCAUAAACAUUUGACUGGGCUCCUUUCUUAUGUCUUGUUAAGCAUACUGUUGGUGUUUGGUAAUAUAUAGUGUAAAUGAUACCAGUGAACCAACUCACUUGCUAUAUUAGGAUAGGCAGAAUUCAGAUGUUCAUUGCCUUAUUCAUCAUGUACAAUGAGUACAGUGAUUUACACAGUGAACAUAUUAACAAAACAUUUUAAUUCAAAACCUGUACAUUUCACCCAUAGAAGUUGCUGCAUUAGCUGAGAUAGAUAAUAAAAGUGAUGUCUUUGUACAUUAAAACACUAAUAAUCUGUAAUUUGAAGGAGUGAGACUAUUUUUAUUAAACUUUAAUUAACUGAC
Messenger RNA from Eriocheir sinensis (Chinese mitten crab), 4376 nucleotides. Its product is annotated as zinc finger and BTB domain-containing protein 24-like. NCBI's taxonomy places the organism in Eukaryota, Metazoa, Arthropoda, Malacostraca, Decapoda, Varunidae. The coding region runs from base 815 to 2308 and encodes 497 amino acids. The record is from RefSeq and is a predicted model, not a curated record. Gene Ontology annotation, molecular function: protein binding. The transcript is spliced from 5 exons. Gene Ontology annotation, biological process: negative regulation of transcription by RNA polymerase II; regulation of cytokine production; regulation of immune system process. Gene Ontology annotation, cellular component: nucleus.